AUGACCAAUUCAGCCGUGCUAUUUUUCUACGGUUACGAAUUAUCCUCCUAUUCUUUGAAAAUCCGCAAUAAAAUAUUAAUCAAUUUCGAGAGAAUAUUGAGUGAAUCGCAGUUCUCUCGAAGCUCGACGCCAGAAUCGAUUAUCCUGCACGAAUUUUUAAUGUCACGGCAAGAUGGCAAUGAUGAUAUGCAAUUUGAUAACGAAUCAGCUUUAUCGAUUCAUACGCCAGUUGGUCUUCACUGCCCAUUAGUUGAACUAUUGGCUUUGACAGAUAGUGAGAAAAAUAGCGCAGUCCAGGAUGAGAAAAAUGAACCAACACCUAAACAAGACCCACAGGACUACAAUGCGGAUUUAUAUCAAGAAAAAAAAGAACUGAUUGCUCGAUUUCAUUCGGAUUUAUCAAAUCCGAAUUUAAGAAAGCGAUUGGACGAAAUUCAACUUGAAAUUCUUAAAAGACGAGAAAAUAAAGUUAAAAAUUUAGUUCAGGAAAGAUUCAAUGAAAUUCUUGAUGAACUGGACAAUGAAUUAAAAGAAAAGAAUAAGCCUAUAAAUUCCGAGAACAAUGAAAAUCGAAAACGUACUCAUGAAAAUGACGAUGAUGAUCUAGAAGUUAGAACGCAGCAAAAUAAAAAACAACGAAUACAAGAAUUUUUGUCCGUUAAAAAUAAAACUGAUUAUUUGAUAACACCUAGAUCAUCAUUUCAUGGGUCAAUACCAGAAACUCAGAAUCUUGUCCGCGACAACAGAAUAACCACGGAGCUUGAUAAUGAGUCCUCUACGCCACCUGGCUCACCUACCAAGGAAAAAUUUUCAGAAGCUUCUGAACCAAAUCAAUUAAGUUCGACCCAGGAUGAUCAUAAUUCAGAAGAAAUUAAUGUCCCCGUCGUCAUAACUGAACAAUCUUCGAGUGACCCGAUUAAAAAGUAUUACAAUUCGCCAAUGGGAUUGUAUAGGGACGAAUAUGGCAUGGAUAUUCGUAUCCCUUAUCUCUAUCAUUUUAGAUAUUUUCAUAAUGAAAUACCAUACAUUCUUGAUCGAACAUUUAUGACUAGAAUUGAAUUGCUAGCAUCAAAGAGAGAUGCUGAAAUUCAACAUUUUUUCAGGGAAUGUGGUGUUAAAGUAGAUGGAUUAAAAGCGAAAUGGAUUGUUGCACCAUGCGAGUUUUAA
Messenger RNA from Ambispora leptoticha, 1167 nucleotides. The record is from the annotation of a GenBank genome assembly. NCBI's taxonomy places the organism in Eukaryota, Fungi, Glomeromycota, Glomeromycetes, Archaeosporales, Ambisporaceae.